Molecule: messenger RNA, 1434 nt
Organism: Nicotiana tabacum (common tobacco)
Lineage: Eukaryota; Viridiplantae; Streptophyta; Magnoliopsida; Solanales; Solanaceae
Source: RefSeq, a predicted model, not a curated record
UAUGUGGCAAUUAGUUGUUGGAAGAGAAAGCCACAUAUAAGCUGUUUUCACCUUUUUUUUUGGCUCCCACGCUCUGCACAGGAGUUGACACCACUCUUUAUGUCACUAGGCACUCUAGGGUGGUUGUAACUUGUAAGCGGAGCCCAAAUAGGGGGUUCGUAUGUAUCAUCUCCUUUUAAGAUUGAUUAAAGACUUCAUUUUUUUUUUUUUUUUUUUUUUUUGGUUUGUGCUAUCUUCAGAACAAUUUGUUUCACCAAAAUGAGCACAGCACCUGGACCUUUGUCUCCAAAAUUUAUUCCUGUUGAAACAAGUGAAAUUAUUUCAGUAAGUAAAUCAGAUGGUUUUAGGUUCAGUUUUGUAUCCUAUAACAUUUUGGCUCAGGCAUAUGUAAAGAGUGCUCUGUUUCCACACUCCCCAGCGCCUUGUCUCAAGUGGAAAGCCCGUUCACAGGCAAUACUGACAGUUCUCAAGAGCCUCGGGGCCGAUUUCCUUUGCUUACAGGAAUUGGAUGAAUAUGAUAGCUUCUAUAAAAGAAAUAUAGAGAGUGUUGGUUAUUCAAGUAUCUACGCCCAAAGAAGUGGGCAGAAGCGUGACGGAUGCGGGAUCUUUUAUAAGCAGGAUUGUGCAGAGUUGGUCAUUGAAGAGAAGAUAGACUACAAUGAUCUUGUACCCUCAAUUCAAGAUGAUACUGCUUCUGUGGAUAAAGAGGCAAAUUUACCUGCUGGUGGAAGUAAAAAGUUAGAGUCAAAAGAUGUCAGUUUGAAAAACAGUCGAGCAGAUCGUGGAGACCUAAAUGAUCCUCGUGUUAGAUUAAAACGUGACUGUGUGGGUAUUAUGGCUGCCUUCAGGCUGAAGGAUCCUUGUCAGCUUAUCAUUGUCUCCAACACUCACAUUUACUGGGAUCCAGAAUUGGCCGAUGUCAAACUUGCACAAGCUAGAUACUUGCUUUCACGCUUGGCUCAAUUCAAGUUACUAGUAUCAGACAAAUUUGAUUGCUCGCCUUCUAUGGUUGUUGCCGGUGAUUUCAACUCCACUCCUGGGGAUCAGGUAUAUCAGUACCUUAUUUCAGGUUCCUCACUAGUGGGGACUCUGCCAGAGAGCUCAGAUGAUAUGCCGGUUUCAUUGUGCAGUGUAUAUGCAAGCACUAAGGGAGAACCACACUUCACGAACUGCACUCCUGGAUUUACUGGAACUCUAGAUUACAUACUAUUCUCUCCUUCAGGGGAUAUCAAACCAGUCAGCUACCUCGAACUUCCAGAGCCUGAAGCCUCAGAUGUACAAGGUGGUCUACCAAAUUAUUAUCAUCCUAGCGAUCAUCUUCCAAUUGGUGCUGAAUUUGAAAUAGUUCAAUAGAUUUGUGGUUAUAAUCCUCUGUAGCCGUCUACUGAUUUUUUUUUAUUUUUUACUUUAUUUAUUGUUUUUAUUAUUAUUUUA